ACGAUAGCACACAUCUACCACAUUGCAACGCCUGUUGUGGGCGAGGGCCAGCGCGCGGACAGUGAGUGAACAGAAAAUCCCUCAUGGAAACCAGAACGACGAACUCGUUCGAAUCUCAGUCAAUGGCCGCUGCGACUGAGUCUACGCCCGCCGCUGUGCAAGCAGCAGACCAAGGAAUCGAGGCCAUCAAAGAUAUCACCUACGGAUCAAUUGCUGGCAUAGUCGGCAAGUUCGUUGAGUACCCAUUCGAUACAGUCAAAGUUCGGCUUCAGUCUCAACCUGACCACUUGCCUCUACGUUAUACUGGACCACUUGAGUGCUUCAAACAAAGCUUUGCCGAAGACGGAUUUCGCAGCCUCUAUCGUGGGAUUAGCGCACCGUUGGUCGGUGCAGCCGCCGAGAAUGCGUCUCUGUUCCUGGCAUACCGUUUAGCACAAGACUUGCUUAAGGUGACGGUGUUGUCACACCACACUGGAGACAAGCUGCCACUCGGUGGUCUAGUGACAGCCGGAGCCAUAUCCGGGGGCAUAACAUCACUCGUUCUGACUCCAAUCGAGCUGGUGAAGUGCAGGAUGCAGGUUCCUCUGCAGUCGGUUGUUGACCCAGGACUCGGCCCACGAGCUGGGCUCGCGACGAAAUCCCUGGGUCCUCUGGCUGUAAUGUCAGAAAUCUACAGAAGAGAAGGAUUGAAAGGUUUCUGGCGUGGACAACUCGGCACUUUUCUCAGAGAGACAGGAGGCGGUGCUGCAUGGUUCGGCAGCUACGAGACACUGUCGUCAUAUUUUAAGUCGCAGUCAAAAGAUACCAAGGCAGACGGCAUAGCGGUGUGGCAGUCCAUGGUGUCUGGAGCCAUCGCGGGCAUGGCCUAUAACUUCAUGUUCUUUCCUGCGGACACAAUCAAGAGCAAGAUUCAGACUGGGGAGUUGACCAACGUGCGGCCAAUAUUCACUGCCGUCGGGCGAGAGCUAUACGCUGCACAUGGUCUGAAAGGUCUUUAUCGAGGCUGCGGCAUUACCGUCGCAAGAAGCGCUCCCAGCUCCGCACUAAUAUUCACGAUUUAUGAAGGCUUGAGGAAGAGCUUUGGAUAG
Pseudocercospora fijiensis CIRAD86 is the source of this 1088-nucleotide messenger RNA. RefSeq lists its product as uncharacterized. The transcript has a single exon. Gene Ontology annotation, molecular function: L-ornithine transmembrane transporter activity. The record is from RefSeq and is a predicted model, not a curated record. Gene Ontology annotation, biological process: mitochondrial L-ornithine transmembrane transport. The coding region runs from base 84 to 1088 and encodes 334 amino acids. NCBI's taxonomy places the organism in Eukaryota, Fungi, Ascomycota, Dothideomycetes, Mycosphaerellales, Mycosphaerellaceae.